This is a messenger RNA of Cutaneotrichosporon cavernicola, 2100 nucleotides long. RefSeq lists its product as uncharacterized. The record is from RefSeq and is a predicted model, not a curated record. Gene Ontology annotation, molecular function: phosphoprotein phosphatase activity. The transcript has 2 exons. NCBI's taxonomy places the organism in Eukaryota, Fungi, Basidiomycota, Tremellomycetes, Trichosporonales, Trichosporonaceae. The coding region runs from base 1 to 2100 and encodes 699 amino acids. Gene Ontology annotation, cellular component: plasma membrane.
AUGCGCCGUCUUCUCCCACAACUGCGCAAUAUGACACGGCCACAGGCCCGCGGGCGACAACCUCCAAGAGAGCCGACACGCGAGUUCGAGGCCAUGCACGUCGACUGGCGCGACGCAAGACGAUCAACAUGGUCCAGCGCUCCGUUCCAGGCGACGUAUGGCGCCGUUUAUGACGAGGACGAUGGCCCGUACCAGCAGGACCGUUCAUACCAAAAUCGCACCACCGGGGGUGUGAACCAGCCAGACCAGUUCGACGAUCGCGAUGGUGACUGGUCCCGCCACAACGACGGCAUGAACAACGGUGGUCAGAGCAACAGCAACUACAACCGUCGGGACCGCUUCUCUGAGGGACAUGCUGCUGAGGACCGCACCAAGCAAGCCUACUCCGGCAGCAGGCAUACAGCCUACAAAACCACAAGCUACUCCUCUUACCAGUCCGAUCGCCCUGGCCCACCGACAUCCCAAAGCCCUCCUUCGCGCGGGUUCAGCAACCGCGCGACGCCACCCGGGCUCGUUGGCAAGUUCCGCUCCCACCGGAACGAAUAUCCGCGCAGCUCGCGUACCCGCGACACGUUUCAGCUAAAACCUCCCCGACCGCUGUACAUAGCGUACUCGUGCGAGCGUUACACCACUUCCGGCCCGGCGGUCCCCAAGCUCCUCGUCCUCGAUCUCAACGGGGCGCUGGUAUAUCGCAACGAGAGAGGAUCCACUUCCCGCACAGCAUACCCUCGCCCCUUCCUCGCCAACUUCCUUUCUUAUCUUUUCGGCAACGACCCCGACGGCCGUGGGUACGAGGUACUCGUGUGGUCGUCGGCGCAGCCACACAAUGUGCGCAACAUGGUCGAGUCGACGUUUGAACCGGACCUGUACAGAGGCGUGUGGAAAACGGAGCCGCAUGAAGAGAAGGAGGGAAGCGAGGAGGAGGGAAGCGAGAGGGAGGGAAGCGAGGCGCGAGGCGAGGGCCGCCUCCUCAACGUGUGGGCACGUGACAAGAUGGGCCUCAGCCAGGCUGCGUAUCGCCAAAAGGUCCAGACCGUCAAGGACCUACGCAAGGUCACGGACGAGUUCAAGGCGUACGACGAGAAGACGACAGUGCUGCUCGACGACAGCCCUUUGAAGGCCAUGCACCAGCCGUGGUCGCAGGUGAUUAUCCCGGAAUACGACAGGCCCGAAUUCACGAAAGCGCGGAGCGCGGCCGAUCACCUGUGGUCGACCACAACAGACAUUGGCGUUACGCCCACCACGGCGGACGGCUCGGAAGAGCCGGGAAUGGACAAUAUCCUCCUCGGCGUCAUUGGAAUCCUGGAGGCACUGCGCGGUGUCGACAACGUCCCGGGGUGGGUGCGCGCGGGCCACAUCAACACGCCGGAAAUGAUCGCCGAGCACCCAAGCCACACGAUUACGCUCGCUGACCUGCCGAGCGACGAGGGCUUCGUGCCCUGGUUCAAGGACGCGGCGGCGCACGCCUACUGGGUCAAACGUGGGAAGGAGGCGCUGGCCCGCCGCCGCAUUCCCGUGACGCACGGGCUCAUGCGUGACGGGCACGGUGCUACACCCAAGCGCCUUGAGGCAUACAAGGAUGCGCUGGACCGCAGUGGCGCUGGUGUGGAGGGACGAGGGCGUAUGCAGCGCAGCCGUGACCGGCAGCCGAUAGACACCUGCCAGCCCCCGAUCGUCCCCAGUGACGUUGAGGUUGCGGAGCUCCCUGAUCAGACAGAAGACGCUACGAAGACGCGGUACAAGGGAAAGCAGAACAAGUCGAAGAAGCGUGAGCAGCGGAAGGGGCAGAAAGUACAGGCCGAUAUGGAGGCGGCCAACGCGGAUCCGCGCAAGCUGCGUGAGGACAGCGUUUUGAGUGUCUCGGACGAGCCGCGCGACGACCUUCCCCCCGGGUCGGUGCCGUCGCCAUUCUUCGUGACGUCUAGUGGGACCAACACCCCGAACUCGGACGGGCGCAGGUACGCGACGUGGGCGACUCAGCCCUCACGACCCCCCGAGGCCUCGGCCUCGCAGGACCAAGCCCCGCGCACCUUGUCCCCAUCUCCGGAGCGCGACGAGCGCGCAUACUCUCCUUCCUUACCUGUGGAUAGACUCGGAUAG